AGUUUGAAGCGGAUUUAUGGAUUAGAUUACAACACCGGCGACAUUAGAAACAUAACACCGACGGACUCUUAAACCCUUUUUGUUGUCGUUUAACUCAAAACCCUCGACGACGUUGUGUCAUAAAGUGCUAAAACGCGGGAAAGGGCGCCAUUAGGGAGACGCUGCAUACGGUUUCCUUGACAACGUGAGAAAAGAUGACACAAUUGAUGGAGCGAAUGGCGAACGCCACGUCAAAAAGCCGCCGACGUUCAACUCGAGCCGUGCGGCGAGUCAGCAUUGUGCGGUCGGGUCUCGAAAGAUCAGUCCAAACGCUCGAAAACGGCUGCCGGCGAUGUGGAGAUUUCUGCUUUGAAAAGAGCUGGCGGUCAGGUCACCGAGUUCAGCGCAUCACAUGACCGCCACGUGCGUGUUGUCGCGCAGCAGCGCCUCGUCAUGAGCGAGUCGAGCGGGGAAGACGGGAAGUGGCUGGACGCCCACUACGACCCGGUGGCGGGCCUGCGCACCUUCACUUCCUGCGUAGCCCUGGCCGACCUGAGCGGGGACGGGGACGGCCGCCUGGUGGUGGCCGACCUGGGCGGCGGCGGCGGCGGCGGCUCGGCGGCCAUGAAGCUGAAGGUGUACCGCGGGACGGCGCUGACCAGCGAGAGCGUCCUGCUGGACCUUCCGUGCGGCCUGGUCUCCUUCUUCAUGGACCUGCAUGAGCCGCGCGUUCCCGCCGUGGCCGUGGCGUCCGGACCUUGCGUUUACGUCUACAAGAACCUCAGACCCUACUUCAAGUUCACGCUGCCCGGGCUCGACGUCAACACGCUUGAGCAGGAUGUGUGGCAGCAGGCCAGGGAGGGGCACAUUGACCCCCCCGCCCUCAAGGAGAUGCUGGAGAGCGUCAGGAAGAAGGCUGACGUGCCGUUAUCCGGGCGCUCUCUCCACUUCCUGUCUCUGGAUGCCGAGCACCUGGAAGACUUUGUCCGGCUGCACAAACAGCAACCAAUCAAACGACAGGUAUGCACGCACACACGCACGUGCGCACGCAGCUCGACGUUGUGUUUGCGGCCUCCAGACCGUCAUCACGUGCGUGGCGACCCUGAAGAAAAGCACGGCGGACGAGGACGGCGUCAGCUGCCUGGUGAUCGGCACGGAGAGCGGACAUCUUUACGUGCUCGACCCCGAGGCCUUCGUCGUCCUCGCAAAGAUGGCGCUGCCGGCCGCGCCCACCACGAUGGACGUGACGGGUCAGUUCGACGUGGAGUUCCGGAUCACGGCGGCGUGUCGGAACGGGAACAUCUACAUCCUGCGCAGGUCAGCCUCCGGGUAGGGACGGGUUUGCCGGUCCCGGCGCGUUUUCAGCUCUUUGCGUCUGCUCCAAGGGACUCGGACAAAGCCAAGUACUGCGUGGAGCUGUCGUCGCAUCCCGUCGGCCUGCUGAGAGUCGGCAAGAACGUGGUGGUGGGAACGGUGGACCGGAACCUGCAGGGAUUCACGCAGAAGGGUAAGAAGCUGUGGAAGGUGGUCCUCCCGGCCCCCAUCUGUACCAUGGCCACCAUGGACCUCCCUGCUCGAGGCUUCCAGGCGGUUCUGGUGGGUCUGGCCAACUGCGAGGUCCAGCUGUACCGGGACAAGAACCUGGUGAGCGCCAUCAAGACUCCGAACGCGGUGAGCGCCAUCUGCUUCGGGCGCUACGGGCGCGAGGACGGGACCCUCGUCAUGACCAUGAAGGGCGGCGGCCUGAUGGUGAAAAUCCUCAAGAGGACGGCGGAGUUCCGAGAGCGGGACACCACUCCGGGACCCCCGGCCGCCCAGAGCGUCCGCCUCAACGUGCCCAAGAAGACCAAACUGUACGUGGACCAGACCCUGAGGGAGCGCGAGAACGGCCCCGCCAUGCACCGGGCCUUCCAGAUGGACCUGGUCCGCCUGCGACUGGCGGCGGCCCAGGCCUACGCCAAGGCCCUGGAGUGCAGUCUGAGCCCCGUUUCGUCCGGUCCCGGGCGGUCGCUCAAGAUGAACGCCGUGGUCCAGGGUCUGGGCCCAUCCUUCAAGCUCACGCUCAACGUGCAAAACACGGCGGCGUGCCGACCGGUCCUCAAGCUGGCCGUCAGCUUCGCGUACGACGACGCCUUGUACAGGGUGAGAAACCCGUUCAUGAAGAUCCCCAUGCUGGUGCCCGGACUGGUCUACCCGGUGCAGACCCUGGUGGAGUGCACCAGCGACAAAGGCAUCUCUGACAUCAUUAAGGUUUUCGUGCUGCACGAGGAGCAGAGCACGCCGCUGCUCACCGCGCACAUCAACAUGCCCGUCAGCGAGGGAAGCAACUGAGACGCUUCACUUCGUUCACCUUUGCUUCGCUCAGCUCCGUUGAGCUUUCAAGGGUGGACGGCGGCGGGAAGUGUUUGUGCGGCGAGGAAGGCGACGCCGUGACCUCGAGCGGAAAAGUAGGCGCAUUGUUGACAGUUAGCAUUCCGGGACUCCAACAAGAUCGGUUUAGAUCAUCGCUCCUCAACUGUUGUCACCCUGGGACCCGCGUUAUCUGUUGUCGCCGCCCACUUUUACGGGAGUUAAGAACAAUAAAGAACGCUUAUGGUUCCAAAAUAGCAGUAUAUCAAAUGUUUAAACAAGAUAACAGCAUGUACAAAAGUGCAGACCUUGGUUUUUCUUUGGUGGGAAAGAAUGCAGAGCGAAGCAACUGCCACAUUUGCCGCAGUCUGGGAUGAUUACGUGAUAAAAACACCCGACCUUUUUUAUGCGGCCGCUCCGACUUGCACGGACACUCCGUAAUCAUGUUCUGAGUUCUGAGUUCUAUUUUCCAAAUAAAAGGCUCGUUUGGGA
Phyllopteryx taeniolatus (common seadragon) is the source of this 2820-nucleotide messenger RNA. RefSeq names its product Bardet-Biedl syndrome 1 (gene bbs1). The coding region runs from base 433 to 2310 and encodes 625 amino acids. NCBI's taxonomy places the organism in Eukaryota, Metazoa, Chordata, Actinopteri, Syngnathiformes, Syngnathidae. Gene Ontology annotation, molecular function: patched binding; smoothened binding. Gene Ontology annotation, cellular component: centrosome; axoneme; BBSome. Gene Ontology annotation, biological process: non-motile cilium assembly; protein localization to cilium. The transcript has 5 exons. The record is from RefSeq and is a predicted model, not a curated record.